Sphenostylis stenocarpa is the source of this 345-nucleotide messenger RNA. Lineage: Eukaryota; Viridiplantae; Streptophyta; Magnoliopsida; Fabales; Fabaceae. The record is from the annotation of a GenBank genome assembly.
AUGAAGAUGCAAAAUGAUGAAUCUGCAGCCUCCACCAGCACCAGUACCACUACCGUGGCAACCAAAUCCAUGGUGUCAACAUGCCACUGUUGUUGUUUGGUGACAAAACUGAUGAGGAAACUCAAGAGACGUGGCCGCACACUGCGACCAAAAAGUGCGAGUCGACAAGGUUCGUUCCAAUGCCGCUAUGACCCGUUGAGCUAUUCCUUGAACUUUGACUCCACUGGAUGUGGCAGCUUAAUUGAUGAAGAUUACUAUAAGUUCUACGCUUUUUCUUCGAGGUUUGUGGCAAAUCCAAGAACCUCAUGCCCCGUUCUUCAACUACCAUCUGGGAACUCCCAUUAA